UCAUUAUUUUUUCAUGUUUUCUGUUUGCUUGCAACCGUCGUGGCGCGCGUUUUUCUAAUUAAAUUCUUAUUAGAUUCUCACUUAACUGCAUAGACUUUACAUCAGAUUAUAAUUUUGUUACAAAAUGAGUGCGUGGCCUGAAGUAACGACUGCAAAGUCGGAAAAUCGUCAUGAAAUCAAAUUGGCGGGUGCGGCUAUUUCGAAACGUAUAACGGAAGGUGGUUUAGACAAAGGAAUAUUUCAAUUAACUAAUAUUAACCUUUUAAAUAUUAGCGAUACGUGUCUAGCAGCUAUACCGGACGACAUAAGUCGGCUGGUGAACCUGCAGUCCUUACUGUUAUUCGGCAAUAAGAUAACAGUCUUCAAUGAAAACAUAACCUCACUGAAAAAAUUAAAAGUACUUGAUCUAUCGAGGAACUUGCUGAAAUCAAUACCUGACAGCUUAAACGAGAUGAAAGAACUAACAAACAUCAAUUUAAGUUCAAAUGAAAUUGAAGAAAUGCCGAAAUUGACGGAUUUUCCUAAUUUGCUUACAAUUGACUUGUCAAAUAACAAACUGACUAGUUUCUUGGACUUGGAGAACGCUGUGAUGCCUCAUUUGACUGAUUUGAAGAUCAAAGGGAACGCUAUAGAAGUGCUGCCCAGCUUCAUAGUCCGCAGCUUACCCUCACUGAAGAAUUUUGACAUCGGAGACAAUAAAUUGAAAUCAGUACCUGGAGAAAUGGCGAACAUGGGGAAACUAAAAGAAAUAAACCUCAAAGGCAACAAAUUCACUGACAAAAGGUUCAUGAAACUAGUCGACCAGUGCCGUACCAAACAAGUUAUGGACUACAUCCGCGACCACUGCCCCAAAACCGACCAGGCCCAGCCUACGGGCAAGAGCAAGGGCAAGAAGGGAAAGAAGGAAGAACCAGCCCCAGAAGACCAGGAGUGUGACCUCUGCCAUGCUAUGAAGAUUCUUCACGUAGAAGACGAUAUCUUACGAGUGAAAAUAGUUGAGCCCCAAGUUGCUGGUGUCCGACCUUAUAUACUCUGUUGCAUCGUUAACGACUUGAGCUUUGACGAGACGUCGUUUAAAAAGUUUAUUCAAAUGCAGACCAAGCUUCAUGACACUAUCUGUGAUAAGAGGAAUGUUGCCACCAUCGCCACACAUGAUCUGGAAAAGAUUGCUCCAGGUGACCUAGUAUACACAGCGAAGGCUCCAUCAGCUCUAAAACUGACACCACUGUCAAGGGUGAAGCCCUACUCUGGAGAACAGCUGUUCCAGCAGCUGACGGCUGAAGCAGAGGCUCUCAGGAAGGAAAAGAAGAGGAAUGUUUACUCUGGAAUACACAAAUACCUAUACUUACUAGAAGGUAAGCCCCUAUAUCCGUGCCUGGAGGACGCCAGUGGAAAGGUCAUCAGCUUCCCACCCAUCACCAACUCUGAGGAUACUAAGAUGUCACAAAACAGCAAGUCGAUGUUGGUAGAGGUGACGUCACACACGUCUCUCAGCGCCUGCAAGACUGUGAUGAACAAACUGCUGCAGGAGUGCCUGCUGCUGGGCAUCGGACCUGAACUGGAACCAGGCUCCGUCUACCACACCCUGACGGUGCAGCAAGUAAAAGUAGUAGAUCCAGAAGGAAACCUCAAGAACGUGUACCCAUCGCGAACUGACUGCGUCUACGAAGGCACUAACAUUAAGGUUGUACGUAGCAACAAGAAGUAAUUUAUACGUAAUAUACUACAAUACUUAUCUGAAAUAACAAUGCCAUAAUUACAGUAGCCGGGUCUUCACCGGACAAUGUAAGGUCCACCGAUCGCAUAACAAAAAUGUGGUGCUGUAAAAAACAUUACAAUAAUGCAUUUCUAAUACUUCUGUCUGUACCCUUAGUAUGAGUUUGCUUUACGUUUAAAGUAAUCGAAACGAAAGCGCGUUCGGCGCUAUGAUUGGUUGGUUUAUUCGAGCCGGCCAAUCAGAGCCCGCAACUAUGGGUACUGAUGUUGCAAGUAUACUGAGGCUACAGUGUCUGCCUUUCAUCAGGCGAACGCAUUCUACUUGAGCGAUUCAAUUGCUGUCGGCUUUUUAAAGUUGACAGAAUCGCAAAUUAUAGCAUCUGAAUCAAUAAGAAACUAUCCAAGCUCUUGGAUUGCGGACCGUAAUAUCACCGAUCCAAGGUAUUGAGAUCGAAAAUCGAUCGGUGACCCAAAAAUUGUCUGGUGUAGAUCCGGCUAAUGAAAAGGCUACAAAACGUCUCGAGGCCUAAUGACGUCACUUUACACCUUAGGCUCAUUGUUUUAAAAACAUCGGCUCAAUAACCAAGGUGUCAAGUCACGUGAUUAGGCCUUCGCAAAGGAUCUGUCCAAAAACAUGUAUUACUUCCGUAUUUAACUUCUAAUAUUAAUAUUUCCAUGAAAAAAUAAUUGUGAUUAUACUAUUAUGCCUUAUGACAUAUUGAAAAUUAUUAUUGCCAAAUUAUACAUUUUUCUCAGCGCACAAAUUAUUAUUGUACAGUUUUGUGCCUUUCUGUACCUGUAACGUUCAACUAAUAUGUUCGAAUUUACACUACUUAUUUAAUAUAAGAGUUAAUUUAAUUGAAAUUUUAAUUUCAUCUUAAUUUACAUUUAAUUUAAUGUUGUGUUAUUAAAAUUAAGUGUUUGCAUCAAGGAUUGCGUUGCUUUGUGUGUCUAAGGUUUGAAAAACUUUCUUUAUAUAAUUUAAAAAGUAACGCACAUGUCCCAAAUUGUUUUGGACUGAAAAAUCAACUCCAGUAUGCUAUAAUUAAGUUUGAAAUUUGUCUGUGAUGAAUCAUGCUAGUAAAGUACUGAUGUACCACAUCGAUACCGAUUGUAACUUAAAAAGUAAGAGAAAGUUUUUGUUACAUGUUUUCUUUUUAAUAUAAGUAUUUUUGUAACCUU
This is a messenger RNA of Spodoptera frugiperda (fall armyworm), 2898 nucleotides long. RefSeq names its product leucine-rich repeat-containing protein 47. Gene Ontology annotation, molecular function: phenylalanine-tRNA ligase activity; protein binding; RNA binding. The record is from RefSeq and is a predicted model, not a curated record. NCBI's taxonomy places the organism in Eukaryota, Metazoa, Arthropoda, Insecta, Lepidoptera, Noctuidae. The transcript has 6 exons. The coding region runs from base 125 to 1708 and encodes 527 amino acids. Gene Ontology annotation, biological process: phenylalanyl-tRNA aminoacylation.